GAGAAAUGGAAAAUGGAGGCGCUUGAAUUCUACGUCAAGGGCUCUCGCCUUGUCUUCGGCCUGGUAUACACCCACAUCCAGCAAAAGAUAUCUGCGGUUGGCCAUCGAUGGACGUACCGGGAAACUCCAUCGCCUAAGAAUGUCGUGGUGCUCGGGGGCUCAUACGCCGGCGUCCACCUUGCGCAACGGUUAACCGAAUCGCUACCAACCGGCUACCGGGCAAUCUUGAUUGAGAGGAAUUCCCAUUUUAAUCACUUGUUUGUGUUUCCUCGCUGUGGUGUAGUAUCUGGUCUGGAACAGUCUGCCUUCAUCCCCUAUGACGGAGUCGCCAGGUCCGCUCCACCGGGUAUAUUCAAGCAUAUACAGGACUCGGCGACAAGCAUAACAGACAACCAAGUUAUUCUUGCCUCUGGUGAAAAGAUUGACUAUGAAUACCUUGCAAUCGCUACUGGGUCGUGGCAACCGUCGCCGGCUAAGCUCGCUUCAACGGAGAAAGCAAGCGCUUGUGAGGAAAUGCAUGGCUCUCAGGAACGUGUUGAACAGGCGGAUCACAUUGCUGUAGUUGGAGGAGGCCCGGUCGGAGUACAAGUUGCGUCUGAUAUCAAGAGCUACUUCCCUCAAAAAGUUGUGACUUUGAUUCAUUCUCGCACACAGUUGCUCCCUAACUUUGGCCCCCGGCUACAUGAACAUGUGAUGAAGACGCUCAAGCAGCUGGAUGUUAAUUUGAUCCUUGGUGAACGACCUCAAACAGUAACUACUGAGGAUAUUGCGUCAAUGGCCAAAGACAAGAUACAAGAUACUUUAAGUUUCAGGGACGGCCAUAAGGAGACGUUCGACCUGGUGAUCCGUUGUACCGGCCAGCGACCGAACUCCAGCAUUAUUGCCAACAUAUUCCCUUCUGCCAUUUGCAAGCAAAGCAGACAGAUCCUCGUGCAUCCAACCCUUCAGAUCAACAAUGGUCCCAACAUGCCGAACCCUAACAUCUUUGCCCUCGGCGAUGUGGCCAAAACCACCGGUCCGAGAAUGGAGAGGACUGCACGGGCACAGGCGGAGAUUGUUGCCUCAAACAUUGUGUCCCUGAUUACCGGUUAUACUCCACUCCAGACUUACCGUGUCACAGAAGCACAUGGUGUCAUCAAGCUGACAUUAGGGAAGCAUGACUGGGCCAUGUACUAUAGGGAGGAUAGUGGCCAUGAAUUGAUGGUGCAUGGAAAGGCAAAGGGUGAUAAUAUUGACGUUCGUCCAGUUUGGCAGGCCAUGGGUGCAAAAUACCCUCCCGCUCCUGCUCCCGUUCCCACUCCCUCCUAA
Messenger RNA from Trichophyton rubrum CBS 118892, 1308 nucleotides. RefSeq lists its product as uncharacterized. The transcript has 3 exons. Lineage: Eukaryota; Fungi; Ascomycota; Eurotiomycetes; Onygenales; Arthrodermataceae. Bases 13 to 1308 code for a protein of 431 amino acids. Gene Ontology annotation, molecular function: flavin adenine dinucleotide binding; electron-transferring-flavoprotein dehydrogenase activity. Gene Ontology annotation, cellular component: cytoplasm. The record is from RefSeq and is a predicted model, not a curated record.